UUCGGGUCAUUUCAGUACACAGAGGCAGCGGGCUGUUUCAGGUCACCGUGCGCUGAGAAGUGAAAGUACAGUUGUCGCCAAAAUGGCUUGUCGAAUGCUCCUCCGAACUUGCAGAACUCUCCAAUUAGCCAGAUAUAAUGUCCCCUUGAGAUUGCCACAACGGGCGGUGACUUCGGGGAAAGGAAUACCGACAGAUGACGAGCAGGCAGCAGGUCUGGAGAGGCGCAUUCUGCAAGCGCUCAAAAAAGGCCAGGACCCCUUCAGCAUACUGAGGCCAAAGAAAUACGCUGGAACCAAAGCUGACCCACACAUUGUCCCCGGCAUUGCGAAGAAGCGCAUGGUCGGCUGCCUGUGUGAGGAGGACAACACGGCCAUCGUGUGGUUCUGGCUCCACGAGGGGAACCCUCAGCGCUGUCCCUCCUGCGGCUCUUACUACAAGUUCGUCCACCACGAGUUGCCUCACUAAACGACCCCUACGACCUCUCACCUUUGACCCCCUGAGGCCUGGACCAUAGCACCAAAGAGGGAGGGAGAGGAAGCCUCCUACAUACCGUAGCCUACCUACAGCGACCCCACCUCCUGCUGUGUCCACUCUAAAAGAAUGUAUAAUGUACAGUGUCCUUCAUUAAACGGUUGAAACACCA
Molecule: messenger RNA, 644 nt
Organism: Engraulis encrasicolus (European anchovy)
Lineage: Eukaryota; Metazoa; Chordata; Actinopteri; Clupeiformes; Engraulidae
Product: cytochrome c oxidase subunit 5B, mitochondrial
Exons: 4
Coding region: 83-466 (127 amino acids)
Biological process (GO): mitochondrial electron transport, cytochrome c to oxygen
Cellular component (GO): mitochondrial envelope
Source: RefSeq, a predicted model, not a curated record